This is a messenger RNA of Agelaius phoeniceus (red-winged blackbird), 735 nucleotides long. Lineage: Eukaryota; Metazoa; Chordata; Aves; Passeriformes; Icteridae. The record is from RefSeq and is a predicted model, not a curated record.
AUGAGACAACAAACACAAAGAGUUACGGAUGUCCGGCCUGCCUCACUGGGUGAGAACGGGAAAGAUGCAUCCAAACUGGUAAAUUUUCCUGGCAGUGCCAAGAAUCAUCCAAGAAUCACAGCUGAGGCUGGACCAUUAACCAAAGUGAUGAUUUGUGAGGACAAAGAAGGAAAACCUAAGUCUUUUGGAUAUGUCUGCUUUAAACACAAAGUAUCAGUGCCUUAUGCAAAAGCUCUGCUGGAUGGAAUCUGUUUGUAUGGAAGACCAAUUACCGUGCAGUAUUGGAGGGGGAGUUCUCCCUCACCACAACCAGACAGUUGUACAGACGGUUUUGAACACUAUAUUGACUUAGAGUCUCCUGCAGACAGGCAUCAAGAGCUUUCUGGAAAUCCUCCAUUUCCUGUUACUCCUUUGCCAGUGAACAACAGUUUACUUCAUGAUCACCCUGGCUUUCAAGAGGUGAAUCAAACUGCACAAUUCAAGACUGCACGGAGUUAUCCUGAAUUUUCCACAUCCAAGUGACUGUGAAGUGCACCAAGCAGGAUGAAAGAAAGACAAGAUGGCAAAGUUGUGACAAUGACUAGUACUGAAGAGAAUAAAAGGAGACAAAGACAGUGUGGCCAAAACUGGGGGAAAAAAAACAAACCCCAAGAAAAAGACAUAUUAAUACUGUAUAUUUUUUAUUAUUAUAUUUGCUUUCAUCUUUGAACUUUAUUAAAGAAGGAAUGAUCAAGA